This is a messenger RNA of Zychaea mexicana, 459 nucleotides long. RefSeq lists its product as uncharacterized. Lineage: Eukaryota; Fungi; Mucoromycota; Mucoromycetes; Mucorales; Lichtheimiaceae. The transcript is spliced from 2 exons. The record is from RefSeq and is a predicted model, not a curated record. The coding region runs from base 212 to 367 and encodes 51 amino acids.
CAAUCAUCACAUUGUACUGUAAUACUGUAGUGUUAAUGCGUGCUGAUGCUAAGAAUCCUGAAUUCGUCUAACAGCUUCUCUGUCUGUCACGUGGGCCAUCAUUAAAUGGCUAACAAUACAUUGAUAGAAAUGUAAGGGGUAUAUGUAGUACUUUGCAGGAUCGCAUAUGAGUACUAUUAUGCCAUCAUUCGAGGGGAGUAGUUGACGUAUUAUGAUGGCAACUCGUUGUGUUCACACGACAUACACUCCUUUCCAUUGUGAUUUUGAUCAAGAACCAAGCUUACUGCAGCAAAAUGCACUGCUCUGCCACUUUUUACAUCACGACUUGCACAGGAUUAAAAUUAUUUUAAACGAGGUUAUCGCGUGAUCUAGAAUUAUUUGUUGUCUUAAAAUACGUAGCAUUUAAGCUACAGUGCGUAUUCUGUCGUUCUAAUGAGAUAACGCGGACAUACUAUAGCU